This is a messenger RNA of Lates calcarifer (barramundi perch), 1333 nucleotides long. Its product is annotated as STKc_p38 domain-containing protein. The record is from RefSeq and is a predicted model, not a curated record. The transcript is spliced from 12 exons. The coding region runs from base 126 to 1220 and encodes 364 amino acids. Gene Ontology annotation, molecular function: MAP kinase activity; ATP binding. Gene Ontology annotation, cellular component: cytoplasm; nucleus. Lineage: Eukaryota; Metazoa; Chordata; Actinopteri; Centropomidae. Gene Ontology annotation, biological process: intracellular signal transduction; protein phosphorylation.
AGGGGCGUUUCUUUACACUGGUCUAAGCGUCGCUGCCAGAGCUUACCUGUCAGGUUGAAACUCCAAGGCUGUAAAGACCGUUUUAUGACAGUAAACCUGACUUCAAGCGGAGACACAACAGCGUCAUGGAGUCUCCAGUGAAGGAUUCCCCCGUCAGAGCGGGUUUUCACAGACUUGAGGUCCAGAAAACGACGUGGGACAUCCCGGAGAGAUACACGACGCUGCGGUCGAUCGGCUCCGGAGCUUACGGGACAGUUUGCUCCGCUAUUGAUCAAAAGACCAAGGAGAAAGUGGCCAUCAAGAAGCUGUAUCGGCCUUUCCAGUCCCUCAUCCAUGCCAAACGGGCCUACAGGGAGCUCAGGCUGCUCCGCUAUAUACAGCAUGAAAAUGUGAUCUGCCUUCUUGACGUCUUCACACCUGACUCCACACUGGAAAAAUUCCAAACCUUUUAUAUGGUAAUGCCAUUUGUAGCCCAGGAUCUCGGCCACAUUAUGAAGAAGAGGAGAUUAAGUGAUCGCAUCAUCACAUACCUGUUCUACCAGCUUCUAAGAGGACUCAAGUAUAUUCAUUCUGCAGGGAUCAUUCAUCGGGAUCUGAAGCCUGGUAAUCUUGCUGUGAAUGAGAACUGUGAGUUAAAGAUUCUAGAUUUUGGCUUGGCAAGACAGACAGAGAGUGAGAUGACUGGUUAUGUUGUGACACGCUGGUACAGAGCACCAGAGGUCAUAUUCAACUGGAUGCACUACAGUCAGACAGUGGAUGUCUGGUCAGCUGCCUGUAUCCUGGCAGAGAUGAUUACUGGCCAAGUACUCUUCCCAGGGCAUGACAGUAUUGAUCAGCUGAAAAAGAUCCUCCGCCUUACAGGAACACCAGACUCCUCCCUGGUUCAGAAGAUGCAGAGUAAAGAUGCGCAGUCAUAUGUGCAAGGUCUCCCUCCGCAAAAGAAGAAAAACUUCAAGGAAGUGUUUCCAUCCAUGGAUGAAAAUGCUAUAAACCUAUUGGAGGGGAUGUUGCUGCUGGAUCCAGAGAUGAGGCUGACGGCUGAGCAGGGACUGUCCCAGCCCUUCCUGGCUGAAUAUCAUGACCCAGAGAGUGAGCCAGAUUCUGAGCCUUAUGAUGACUCCUUUGAGAGCCUGGAGCUUGCUGUUGGCGAGUGGAAGAGUCUUAUCCACAUGGAGAUCAUGACCUUCGACCCUGACAGCCCCAGUAAGACAGCCAUGUAGGCUGUGAUGUGCUGAGAGCUCCCGGUCUUUAUCUUUAAUCCCUGCACAUGCUGUAAAGAUCAACAACACCAUCAAACUCAGAGAAACACAAAAAUAAAAAUAUCUUGAGAGUC